This is a messenger RNA of Adineta steineri, 1032 nucleotides long. Lineage: Eukaryota; Metazoa; Rotifera; Eurotatoria; Adinetida; Adinetidae. The record is from the annotation of a GenBank genome assembly.
AUGAGUACUCUUACCGAACGAGUAGAUCAAACAAAUAUUUAUGUUCAACCAAUUCUUUUUAUUCUUACUAUGAUAACAAAUAUUUUAAAUAUAUGUAUAUUACGUGAUCGUACACUUCGAUCAUCACCUUGUAGUCAUUAUUUUAUUAGUUUUUCAGUUUCAAGUAUUCUUUAUACUUGCUUUUUAUGUCCAACACAAAGUUUACGACGAUAUAAUAUUUUAUGGAUAAAUACAACUGUUGGUUGCAAAUUAAAUCCUUUUCUUUUAUUUGGUUUACCUCUACAAGCUAGUCUUAUGCUUAUCUUAGCUUCGUUCGAUCGUUUUUGUUCAAGUUCCAUGUCAGUAAAACUUCGUUCAAUGAGUAAUAUACGAGUAGCACGAUGGUCAAUUAUAUUGAGUUCAUUUUUAUGCGCACUAUGCAUGUCACCAAUGAUAUUUAUCUAUGAUUUUAAUUCAACUAUACAUCUAUGUACACAAUAUUCUAAUCUGUUAACUGCUAUAUUUACUUUUGGUCAGAUUAUUGUUUAUUGUAUUUUAGUACCAAUAAGCAUGGCUGUAUUUGGUAUUUUGACCAUAACUAAUAUUCGACAACAACUUAUUCGAGUAAGACCCAUAGGAGGUAAUAAUCAAAAUCGUCGAACAGAAACUCAAUUGGCUCGAAUGUUAAUAAUUCAAAUUGGUGUUCAUAUGAUUUUUGCACUCCCAUUUGGUAUUGUAUAUUUACUGAAUACAUUUAUGCCAUUAUCUCGAACACCAUUCAUAAUAGGUUUACGAUUGGCUUUUGUCACUUGGCAACAAUGUGAUUAUUUUGUUCCUUUUUUUCUUUAUACUCUUUCUAGUAGUGUUUAUCGUGUAAAACUCUUUCGAAUGCUCAAAUUAAAACAUCAUGAUAAUAACGUAACUAUAUAUUUCACACAAACUCAAGCAUAUAAUACUCGUCAUAAUGGUGUGGGUGUGGGUGUGGGUGUGGGUAUCAUAUUUAUAAAAUAUUCACAUCCACACCCACACCCUCAAGAUGGUAUCAAUCAAUGA